AUGGCUAGAGGGCUCUUCACUGGCAGCAACCAAGAUGUCGGCAGGGCACUCGGCUUGGAGGGGGGGAUGCUCUGCCAGCUGAUCCGUUCCCCAGAUUACAACCUCUUCCCCAACUCGGCGGUUUUUGAGAGCAACUUCAUUCAGGUCACAAAGAAGGGGAAAUGGAUGGACAUCACCCACACCCCCACCAUUGUGACUCUGGCAGUGACCUCCUCGGAUCCCUGCCUCCCUCUCCCCAACGUGCUCCUGAUGGCGAACCAACGGGCCCCACUUCAGGGGGUCCACCCUGGCAGUCCCCGGAUGUCACAAAUGGACCUGACCAGGCUGCUCCCCCUCCGGUACGUCCGGCUCUCUGUCCACAGUGCCUCUCAGCGCAUUUUGCGCCUCCAGACGGUGACCAAGACGGUGUAUUACCUGCAGCUGCACCACAAGCACCCAGAGGCCGUCUUUGCGCUCUGGAACCGCCUGACCAACAUCCUGGAGAACGGCCUCUCCACCACCACCAAGGACCCAGCCAUCCCCAUCCGCCACUGCCUGGUCUCCAGCCGUAGCAGCAGCACCUCCAGCAUCAGCCCCCUGGUCGAGCACUCUGAUAUGGUGAUGACAAGCGCAGGGGUGAUCAAGAAAGUGGGCCGGAAGGUGUCGGGCAUCACCACCCAGUUCUCCCCAAGUCCCAAGCAAAACCUGGAAAAGGCCCGGAGAGUCUCCUUCCAAGCGCAGCAGCAGAGCCUGGAGGACACGUCGGGCCUCUCCAGCGACAUUAAAGUCCUCUACUACGACCUGCCUCCGCCGCUGGUGUGCGCCCGCUGCAAGGGCCGGCUGCCCAGGACCGAGCCGCGGAAGUGCCGCCUGGACGCCCGGCGCGCCGACUCGGAGGUGGAGCUGGCGCCCUGGAUGGACCGGAGGACCCACGGCCUCUGGCAGCAGGAGACGCCCACCUGGCUGCAGCCCCCCUGCCGCCUCAGCUGCCUCGCCGCCGCCGGCUGGAAAUAG
Notechis scutatus (mainland tiger snake) is the source of this 993-nucleotide messenger RNA. Lineage: Eukaryota; Metazoa; Chordata; Lepidosauria; Squamata; Elapidae. The record is from RefSeq and is a predicted model, not a curated record.